Messenger RNA from Colius striatus (speckled mousebird), 5386 nucleotides. RefSeq names its product rho GTPase-activating protein 20. Lineage: Eukaryota; Metazoa; Chordata; Aves; Coliiformes; Coliidae. The record is from RefSeq and is a predicted model, not a curated record. Bases 118 to 3465 code for a protein of 1115 amino acids. Gene Ontology annotation, molecular function: GTPase activator activity. The transcript is spliced from 15 exons. Gene Ontology annotation, biological process: regulation of Rho protein signal transduction; signal transduction.
CCGGCCCCGGCCCCGGCCCCGGCCCCAGCCGCCAUGAGCUGCGCCGCGCCGUGUCCGCGGGCAUGACAGCGCGGCCGCCGCCCGAGCUGCGCCACGGACUCCGCCAAGGGCCAGAAGAUGAAGCCCAUAGUCCAAAGAAGAAGAUCUACCCCUUCUGUCAUUACUAAAGCUCUUGGCAAGUCAAAGUACCAUUCCAGGGAAACCACCCUUUCCUCUUCCCAUUCGGACAAUGGGUUGCCAAGUGGGGUGUUCAGCAGCCCAGGCUCCACUUUCAUCUUAGACGAGCGAGUACAACUAACUGUGGGCCUGCAGACCCAGGAAAGACAUUUGAUCUUGUUCAGUGAUGUGCUGGUCAUCGCCAAGUCCAAAUCCUCCUCCAGCCUGAAGCUGAAGAAGCGGGUGCACCUGAGUGAAGUGUGGACUGGCACCUGUCUCAGCGAAGUGACAGAGAAAAAGAUGGAUCCUGAGAACUCGUUUGUUAUCGGCUGGCCUACCACCAACUAUGCUGUCACCUUCAGCUCAGCUGACGUGAAGGAACGAUGGCUGUCGGCAUUACUGUGGCAUAUCAACGAGGUAAACCAGAAUGAAUAUCUCAAGAAUCUAACCCUUCAGAUCUUUGUGCUGGGUGCUGACAACUGUUCUUCUACCACCACCAUCAAUGUGUCCAAUGUGGAAACCGCAGAGAGUGUGAUGAAGAAGACCCUCCUGCAGCUUGGACUUCCUGUCAAGACAAAUGAACACCACCUCUGGGUGAUCUCUGGAAAAGAUGACCCUCCUUACCCUCUCAUUGGUCAUGAGCUUCCUUUCAGCAUCGCAUUGAGCUGUCUCCGGGACUCUGCUGAGCAGCAGCAAGGAACCAACAAUAACACACUCCUGGCUGAUGGGACAGAGGCUUCUUUCCUUGAUCAGCUCCCAAAGGAGAAGCAGUGCCAGUUUGUCCUGAAACCAAGGCUCCAAGCUCCAGUGCAGCUGAGGAGAGAGUCACUGCAGAAACACACCAAGAGGAAGAAGUCUCUGAUCGACUGGGCGCUGCGCCGCAGCAGCAGCACUCCCAUGGGCAGCCCUCCCUCCCAGUCACCCACCACCCCACGCAAGCUCUUUGGCCUGUCUUUGUCCUCUGUCUGUCCUGAUGGGAUUCUGCCCAAGCCAAUCAUGGAUAUGCUGCUCCUGCUGUACCACGAAGGUCCCUCUACUAGGGGCAUUUUCAGACGUUCUGCCAAUGCCAAGACUUGCAAGGAGUUGAAGGAGAAGCUGAACUCUGGAGAUGAUGUUCAGGUGGAUGGAGAGUCAGUCUUUGUGGCUGCAGCUGUCAUCACGGAUUUUCUCCGAAAUAUACCUGACAGUGUUCUAUCCUCAGACAUGCACGGACUGUGGAUGGAAGCUGUGGACACAGAGAAUCGGGCACAUAAAAUUGAAGCUAUCAAAAGUCUGGUCAGCCAGCUUCCAGAGGCCAACCUCAUCUUACUCAGACACCUUUUUGGAGUCCUCCAUCACAUUGAGCAGAAUUCUGGUGUGAAUCAGAUGAAUGCCUUUAACCUGGCUCUCUGCAUAGCACCCAAUAUGCUGUGGCUACCGAGUCCCACUGGGCCUGAAGAAGAGAGCAGGUCUACUAAGAAGGUGGCCUUGUUAGUGCAGUUCCUGAUUGAAAACUCAGGAGAGAUUUUUGGAGGUGACAUUGCUUCCUUGUUUCAAAGACCAGACAAAGAGAAGUCCAAAAACUCAGAGGGACCUCUGGGCAUAGACUUGGCUCAGCAUGAUGAUUCCUCUGAUGAGCUGGAAUUUUCUGCUUGUGAUCCAGAAGGACCAAAGCACCACCUAAUACCUGAAACAGAUGCCAUUUUUGAACCAUCCAGCAGCUUGUUACUUGAUGAGGUUCGGGAAGACUGGGACUUGUUCAGUGAGAUCACAGCCUGCUACCAAAGCCAAGUCUGGAAGAACACCAGUGCAGACAGCUAUGACCUCCUGGAGGAGGAGGGCUCCUUCUGCUCCACGGGCUCCAUCCGCUCGCUCAGCCCAGCCAGGGACCGCUGCUCGUCCGAGCCCAGCGUCUGCCUCAGCUCCUGCCCACCUGCACACAGCCACGAGCCCGUAGCCCGCCAGUCCAGCUGUGAUGCCACCAUCAUGCACAGCCACACAGGCUACAUUCACAGGCUCCAGCAGCUGCAUGUGGAGAGCCAGAAGCUGAUUGAUGAAGGCCUAAGCCCUGGGGUUAAUGCAGCCAGGCAGAGCUUGUGGCAGUCACCUCCGACCAGCUCCAGGGUGAAGCAGCCCAACCUGCAGAAAUCCAGCCUGUCCAACAGGUCCAGCUUCUCCAGCCUGUCUUCUACCACCACCUCUCCAUCUGCCUCCUCACUCAGCUCCUUAGACAGCGCUUUCUCCUACUGCUCAGAGUCAUCAGCCGUUAGUCCCACAGACGUCUCACCCCUGCCAUUCAUGUUUGGCUCGUCUGCCAGGCUUCAUGCCCCAUCCCCAAAGUUUGCCAAGAGGUCCUCAAAACAGUGGCACAAGUCCUUCACAUCUCCUGUGCCUUUACAUCCAUGUGACCUGGACAGUUUCCUUGAGUAUGAACCCAAGACUGUAGAGAGCAGGCAUUGCUUUGGUGAGAGGAAAAGUUUUCCAUCUCUCAGUGAGGCUGCUGUGGGAAAUCCACUAACUGACAUUGACUGGGAAGAGGAGGAAAGACAGCUGAGUUUUGUGGGGAGCAUGGGGCUCAGGAGGCAGGAUUAUACCAAAGAGCUUGAGCAAAACCCUGAGCCCCCAGCUGCCAGCUCAGCCAGCAAACGAUCCCCACAGCUCAGCCACCAGCAGCGUGGGGAGAAAGCAGUGAAGAGCAGAGAAACCAAAAGCGUUGAUCCCUGCCCUCCAAGGCAGGAAAGCCUGAAGCGCACCAAGAUAACUUUUUAUGUGGCCCCAAAUACAGCAAACUCUUUGGGGUCUCCAGCAGGAGAGGAGAGAUCCAUGGCAAACACUUGCAGCACUGACUCACCCAGCAGCAGCAGUGAGCAAAGCCUGUCCAAGAGCUUGCAGACUGUAAGUGUCCAUAUCCCCCAGACAGUCUUCUAUGGGCAGAAUACCCCCCUUGUCCUGCAGUCCAUCUCUAGGCGCUGCCACCAUGAACCAAUGGUCCCAUCUCUGCAGGCAGAGCACAGGGAGAGCCCCCAAAGUGCCUCCAGUCCCAAGGAGCUAGAGAGCAAAGCAGCAGAAACGGCGCAGGCGCCGACCCAGAGCGAAGGCUUGAGCACGUUCAGCCACACCAUCCGUAUCAUCCUCCCCACCUCCAUCCGGAACACUGUCAGGGAGUAUUUCAGGCAUGAUGAAACCCAGAGCUGCCCCACAGCUGAGGCAGAAGCAGUGGAGAAGGAGCUACUUCGGAGCAGGGUGGGAUGGCUGAGGAGUCAGCCGCUGGCAGAGGUGGGCACCGAGGAGCGCGAUACAGUGGCAUUUGCAGAAGAGACAUUCGUCUAGGGAGGUGGAUGGGCAAGAACUGAGUGGGAUUUUGUGUAUGUGCAGGAGAAGAUAUUCUGUAAGAUAUGAUCAGGGUGUGAAGAAUCUAGCAGGCUGCAUGGGGCAGUAGGUGCAAAGUGAGACGAAUGUGUGUAAUGUUGAGGUUUAACAUUCAUUUUGGCCAGGGCAGAGGGUUGUUCUUGUCUUUUUCUUUACACCCAUUUUUCUAUGCAAGAGACUUCAUUGACUGGGUGUCUAGUGGGCUGAAUGCCAUCAGACUCUCCCUGCCCUUGAGGUUUCUGAUCUGUACAGGGUCUGUUUAAAGCAGGAAAGGAGAAACUCUGCUUUACUUUCUCCAGUCAGCUGCUGGCACAUGUGGAUGACCAGAGAACUGGGACAGCUCAUGCUCCAUCAGAGUUAGUUAAAAAAUCUUUACACUUGCUCAGAUACUCCACUAUUCACAGUUCAUCACCACUAUUCACCCAAAGGAAAACCCUUCACCUCCAUCCCAGAAAUCACUGCUACUUCUCUCUGCACCUCUUUCAUUCCCUUUUGGUCCAGCUCCCACUCUGCCUUCAUUACUGUUUGAGGCUGAGUUCCAGAAACAACAAAUGGAGCCCCAGAGCCCAAAGUGCAGCUUUCACUGAAGAUGGCAUAUGUAACAUUUGAACCCUGAGAUUACCUUUUUCCUAAUUAGUUGUGCAUAGAUUCUCUCUUCUCAUACCUUUCCCAAAGCUAGAACUUGACUGAGUCAGAGUUACUGUAAAGGAUUUUAGCACUGUCAUUUUGGCAGGACCACAGAUAUUCGUCACAUUCGCUGUCUUCAGGGAGUAGCUGCUCCUUUUAGUCUCAGUAAAAGGGAACAUUAUAUUUCUGUAAAUGACGGUGAUAUUUCAUAAGGUCCAUUCCAGAAGCAGUGUGGAUGGGGCAACUAAUCAAAUUCCAUGUCACAGUGAGAGGGACUUGAGCAGGAUUUGGCUUUAGCAUGAGGUCAAGGAGUUGUAAAAGUUACUGAAUGUGUGCUGAAGCAAAACCCCAUCUGGCCAGAAAGUUAAGACUAUCCAGACUUCAAGAGCACUGAUGCUGUCUCAAAGAAGCAUUGAGUUCCCACUCAGCAUAGUAACAUGGCCCAGCAUGCUCCAACAAAAUUAGGUCUGGAGGAGUGCUGGGCAGAGCUGUGCUAAGCAGGCUGCUUGUAUUGUGCCACUAAAGAAAUGCAGCCAAUGAGCUCUUGCAGCAUCCCCCUGACCCCACUCAAAGCAAUGCUCAGAAGCACCAUAGCCAUGAUGGGACUUGCUCAGAGAGUGGUGAUGCUGCAGCUGUUAGCACCGUUUUAGUUUGACAGGCAUUAAGGAAACGAUGGGAAAAGUCUCAAUGGUUAAGAGUUUUGGGAUAUUUCAUUUGAAAGUUCCAUGUGAGAGCCUUCUCUGAGAGAUGUUCCUUUUACCCGGUUAACAGUGAAUGGGUAAAGGAUGAGAGAAAUACAUGAAUCCUAGUGACUGAUAGUCCUCAUGGAGUAAGUGCCCCCUGCAAGUUGCCAAGUGUCUGCCAGACCUGGAGCUGCUUGACACCUGCCAUGGCUCAGUCCUUGCACAGAGGGAGAAGCUCCCUAUGUAAAAUGAUCAAGUAGGUAUCAGACGCCUCCUCUCAUCUGCCAGGUCCCUGUGACAGUGCCAGGAAACUGGCCCAGCACUCCAGAUUCACACCAUCAAAUACCAGGGCAGGGGAGAAGGAGGAAGCCCAGGGCCCACUUCCUAAGAUGUAUUAGAGAUUGAUUUGUUAUAUACACUCAGAUGUGGCACUUGCUGUCCCAGAUCACCUUGAUUGUAUGAAAGGUGUAUAUAAUUGUAACGCAGCGCCCCUCCACACCCUCAUCUCCCUCACACACAGAACACUGAUGAGGCAUUCAGAGCUACAGUUGUAAUUAUUUCAAUAAAAGGCA